UUUGAUGUUUAAUAAAAGCAGUUUUGAAUUGUUUAUGCCCAAAUAACAAUGUUGUUGGGAUCAGGGGUGUAAAAUGCUGUUGUAGGGACUACAUAAGCUCUAGCGGGGAUUGGAGAUUAAUUGAAGGAAGGGUGGGUAGUUGGAAGUUGAUGUAAAAGGUGGUCCUCACAGCCUUCCGACAGGAAACAAAGAAGCAAAUUGACUAAUUUCCAAUUAAAACAACAAAUUCAUAUUUCAUUACCGUUGGACUUCAAAACCGAGUGGCACGUUCGUCUUGACCUUCAACUUCAAUCACUUCACUAUGCAUUGCUAGUCUUCUUCCUUUUUCAUUUUACUUUCUUCACUUCAAAUUUUCCAAAUUAUUAUUAUUAUUAAUUUUUAUUUUCAAUCCUUAUAUUAUAAAAAUGUAUUUUAAUUUUUGGAUGACAGUAAAAAUCGAAGCUGAAGUAAGUAACGGUAGUAACAUAAAUAAGGUCGUUGCUAAAUAGCGGCGGUGAGUUCCGUUGCGUAACUUCUUUUCAUAGGAAGAAAAGUCCAUGGCCUAUAAAUUGUAAAAUACAGAGCUGGCGACAAAAUAUGAAACCAGAAAAGUGGGAUUUUGGUAACUGCGACGAAAAAAAAAGGCUGAGACCAUUCUUUUUCCUCCCUAUAAAGAAGAAAUCGAAGUGAACAUCAUCCAAAAGCUAAAAGCAACAAAACCCACUUUUUCUUGCUCCUCUCCUCUUCUUUUUCAUCUCUUCGAUCCAACCCCCUUUAUAUACUUCUGCCAUCAACAUGUUUUCUUGAUCUAACGAGUUGUUGUAGCAUCUAAGAGAAACAGGUUAAAAGUCAACAUGGGCAAUUGCUUUGGAUCUCCCUUUCAGGAUGCUAUUCCUAGCUUCUCUUUCACCACUACCAAUACUCACACCCCUGGGUCAUCAAAUAGCAACACCACCAUGGAUUUCUCUGCCACGAGCAGCAGUGCAGGGAAAAGUCAAUUCUCUGCUGCAGUUAGUGAAGUGAAUGAAGAGACAAAUCCAAACGGUCAAAUAUUGGAAGCACCAAACUUGAAGGAGUUCACCUUUGCUGAUUUGAAGAGUGCCACAAAGAAUUUCAGACCAGACACUUUGUUGGGUGAAGGUGGUUUUGGUAAAGUCUACAAAGGAUGGAUAGAUGAAAAGACUUUUGCUCCAUCCAAAAGUGGUAUUGGUAUGGUGGUUGCUGUCAAGAAAUUGAACCCAGAAAGUGUUCAAGGGUUUCAAGAGUGGCAGUCAGAGGUGAACUUUCUAGGCAGAUUGUCUCAUCCCAACUUGGUUAAAUUGUUGGGUUAUUGUUGGGAGGAUAAAGAGCUACUCCUUGUGUAUGAAUUCAUGCAGAGGGGAAGCUUGGAGAAUCAUCUUUUCAGAAGGAAUCCUGCCAUUGAACCCUUGUCUUGGGACUUAAGGCUCAAGAUAGCCAUUGGAGCAGCUCGAGGUCUUGCUUUUCUUCAUACUUCAGAUAAGAAAGUCAUUUACAGAGAUUUCAAGGCCUCAAAUAUACUGCUUGAUGGGAAUUACAAUGCAAAAAUAUCAGAUUUUGGCCUGGCCAAAUUGGGGCCUUCAGGCGGUGACACACAUGUGACAACCAGGAUUAUGGGAACUUAUGGGUAUGCUGCUCCUGAGUAUGUUGCAACAGGUCAUUUAUAUGUUAAGAGUGAUGUGUAUGGGUUCGGCGUGGUGCUGCUUGAAAUGCUGACAGGCUUAAGAGCGCUUGAUACAAAACGUCCAAGUGGGCAGCAAAAUUUGGUUGAUUGGUUGAAACCAAUUCUCUCGCAGAGAAGAAAGUUAAAAGACAUUAUGGAUGUAAGAAUAGAAGGUCAAUACUCUUCCAAGGCAAUGUUACAAGCAGCACAACUUACUUUAAAAUGCCUAGAAUCGGAUCCUAGAAGCCGUCCUUCCAUGAAAGAAGUUUUGGAGGCAUUGGAACAAAUAGAUGCAAUCAAGGAAAAACGAAAACCCAGGGGGACCAAAAGUAUUUCUGGUUCCUCACAUUCUUCUACUUCUCGCAAACCUUACCGUCAUCGUUACCCACUCCACUCGAGACCUCAGGACGCCUAAAUACAAGCAGGAUGCCAUUGUGACUGACAAAAGGGUGAAGGUAAAAACAUGUUGGAUUCAACAAGUUUUUGUGUUUUGACAAAGUCAUUUAUACUGUUAUUUUUUAUUUGUUUCAACUUGUGAUUAAAUGAUCAUAUUUUUUAGUAAUUCCUUUUAGUUUAUAGCAAAUUUUGUCAUAGUUGCCAUUUAUGCUCAAAAGAGAUGAUCAGUGCUGUAACUCAUAAAGAAGCUUGAUUUUCCAAUGUAAUUGUGGAUAGAGUCAGAAAAUUUUCUUCUA
Hevea brasiliensis (rubber tree) is the source of this 2352-nucleotide messenger RNA. Its product is annotated as probable serine/threonine-protein kinase PIX13. The record is from RefSeq and is a predicted model, not a curated record. The coding region runs from base 834 to 2075 and encodes 413 amino acids. Gene Ontology annotation, biological process: protein phosphorylation. The transcript has 6 exons. NCBI's taxonomy places the organism in Eukaryota, Viridiplantae, Streptophyta, Magnoliopsida, Malpighiales, Euphorbiaceae. Gene Ontology annotation, molecular function: ATP binding; protein kinase activity.